Podarcis raffonei (Aeolian wall lizard) is the source of this 3565-nucleotide messenger RNA. RefSeq names its product cell division cycle 123 (gene CDC123). The record is from RefSeq and is a predicted model, not a curated record. Gene Ontology annotation, cellular component: cytoplasm. The coding region runs from base 221 to 1240 and encodes 339 amino acids. Lineage: Eukaryota; Metazoa; Chordata; Lepidosauria; Squamata; Lacertidae. The transcript is spliced from 14 exons.
GACGCUUGUAUGGCAGUGGCCCAAUCGGAGUAAGGCUUGGAGUCCCGCCCCGCCUGUUGAUUGGCUUGUCAGCCUGUCCGGAGGUCAGGAAGAUGGAGCGAGGCUCUGGAGGAGGCGGAAGGGGCCGCAGAUGAGAAAAGCAGAGGGGGCUUAAGGAGGAAGCCCGGCGGCAGAUCUCAAACCAGCCUUGCCCUCAACAAAGGAGCGUCCAGGCAAAGGGAUGAAGAAGGAGCAAGUGCUGAACUGUCAAUUCUCAUGCUGGUACCCUCAUUUCAAGAGUCAGACCAUCCGCAGUAUCAUACUGCCACUGCCUCAGAAUGUAAAAGAUUAUUUGCUGGAUGACGGAACCUUGGUGGUUUCAGGAAGGGAAGAUCCGCCAACAUGUUCCCAAGAAGAUAAUGAUGGGGAAGAGGCAGAGGAAAUACAGUGGUCUGAUGAUGAGAAUACUACAACACUUACGGCACCAGAAUUCCCUGAGUUUGCACUUAAAGUUGAAGAAGCAAUUGGCUCACUGGGAGGCAGUGUCUUUCCUAAGCUUAACUGGAGUGCUCCAAGGGAUGCUUACUGGAUAGCAUUGAAUAGUUCACUGAAAUGCAAAUGUCUCAGUGACAUCUUCCUACUUUUCAAGAGUUCAGACUUCAUUACUCGAGAUUUCACUCAACCAUUUAUCCAUUGUAAUGAUGAUUCUCCUGACCCCAAUUUGCAAUAUGAGCUUGUUCUCCGAAAAUGGUGUGAAUUGAUUCCUGGGGCAGAAUUCAGGUGCUUUGUGAAGGAAAACAAGCUUAUAGGUAUAUCUCAGCGAGACUACACUCAAUACUACGAGCACAUCUCAAAACAAAAAGAAGAGAUCUGUAGACUUACACAAGAGUUUUUCAAGAAACACAUCCAGUAUAAGUUUUUUGAUGAAGACUUUGUGUUUGAUAUCUACAGGGACAGCAUGGGUAGAGUGUGGUUAAUUGAUUUUAAUCCAUUUGGCGAGGUAACAGAUUCUCUACUAUUUAUGUGGGAGGAGCUGAGGUCUGGAAAUGGUUUGAAAGAUGACGAGAGUGAAGGUGGAGCCAUGGAACAGGACUAUCCAUCAUUCCGUUGUACAAACAGCAACCUUACUGUUCAACCUAGCCCGUAUCUCAGCUACAGGCUGCCCAAAGAUUUUGUAGACCUUUCCACUGGGGAAGAUGUUCACAAAUUAAUUGACCUGCUCAAACUGAAACGAAAUCAGCAAGAUGAUGAAGAAUCAUGAAACGUGGGACGAAAUUGGAAAAAGAAACAAGGCCACAACUUCAUGGGGAAAGAUAGCAUUUUUGACACCACAAGCUCUGAGAACAUAGCUCUUUAAUAUUAUUCCCACAACCCCGUGAUCAUUCUGAUCUUGUGUGGGCACUUCAUUGAAUAAAUCUGUUUUAAGCUGACUUUGCAGUAUUACAAGGGAGACAGCUGGUUCUUGCUUAACACUGCUGGGUCUCCCCUUUCUCUUGAUGACAACUUUUUAUUUCACAACUCGCUACAACCAAGAGAACUGUUGUUGUUGUUUUUUGCUGUAGUGCUAUCCUCUAAAACUAUUUAUGCAGUGGUACCUUGGUUUAAGAACAGCUUAGUUUAUGAACAACUUGGAUUAAGAAUGCUGCAAACCCAGAAGUAGGUUUGUGAACUUUGCCUUGGAAUAAGAACAUGCUUUGCUUCCUGUUGAGUGUGUUCCAUUUGCAAACUGAGUUUCCCGCUGCUAUGGGAAAGCACACCUUGGUUUAAGAACGCUUUGGUUUAAGAACGGACUUCCAGAACGGAUUAAGUUCGCAAACCAAGGUACCACUGUAUUCUAGUUUAUUGGCCACUUGUUCAUAAAAAUAUCUAAGCAGUGAACAAAAUAUAUAACAAAUACAUAAAAAUCAUCAUAAAUACAAUGUGUAAAACCCCUUCAUUAUAACAGUGCUACAAGCAAAACAAAUAAUAUGUCAGUUGACAAAAGGUUUCAGCAGGCAUCUGAAAUAGAAAAAGUGCCUGGCUAAUUGUCAGUGGAGCCAUGUUCUACUAAGCUGGCAUGAUCACAGUGAAAGCCCUGUUGUUGGUAGCUUCAUGCCUUAGAAAUGGGCACUGCCAGCAACUCCCAUUUGUUGAAUGUUCAAAUCAGGCCUAAGGCCUAGGGGGGCAAGGUGAUCUUGAAGGUAACCUGUUCCUAAGUGGUUCAGGGUUUUAUAAACUAAAAUUAACACCUCUAUACUGGGACUGGUAGCACACACAGGCAGACCUUCUGAAUACGAAACUGGCAGCCACUGUAGCAAUGUUCUGACCUUAAGUCUCAAAGAGUUUUCCUGUUUGCCCGGAAGGUGGCUAGAGCAGAGGGCUCCUCUGACUUGGGAGAUGGGAAGCGAGCAAACCCAUUGACCUGAGAGGGAGUUUCUCCCGUAAGUAGUUUGCUGCCUUUGGUGUGAGUCAGCUCUGCUUUCUUCCCACUAGCCCAGGCCUGCUGCUUUUGGCCCUUGCAGCAGGGCCGUGGUUCACCAAGAUGAGGUUUUUUCCCUUUCCACUUCGGUGGCUGGUGAGGAGAGUUUCCAGUUGUGGAAAUAAAUGGAAAUAUUUUUUUUUUCUUCAUAUGUGUCCUGUCCUUCAGAACAGUCUGGCCUUUUUUGGCCAAAGGGCCACAUUCACCCAGAGCCAAGCUUCUGGGGGCAGCAGAGCAGCAGUGUCUGUGGUCAAAGGUAUGUGCACCCACUCUCCACCCAACCUCAGACACACCACACCCCCUGCCCACGGCUGAUCCGGCAGAUUAGCUGAAGAAAAGGGGCCAUUUCCCCCUCAAAUGACUGGCCUGGGACCAGCAAGGGGAUUAUUUGCAUCUUUAUCAGGGUGCUGGAUUCCACCCACCCCAGCCCUGGCUCUACAUUAUUAUUUUGCCGCCACCACCACAAAAAUGGUGGUGGUGGGGAAAUCGUUGUUGGAGUGUGUGUGUGUGUGUGUGUGUGUGUGUGAGAGAGAGAGAGAGAGAGAGAGAGAGAGAGAGAGAGAGAAUCAGGCCCUGAACUGAGGGAAUUGUAGCGCUGGAAGGGACCCUGAGGGUCAUCUAAUCCAACCUCCUGCAGUGUAGGCAUAGGCAGCUGUCCCAUACAGGGAUCAAACCCGCAACCUUGGUGUUAUCAGCACCAUGCUCUAACCAGCCGAGCUGUCCAGGCUGUCCAGAUCACCACCCUUGGCAUAUGCUCUUCUAGGGUGGCUCACCACAGUAAAAGCAACACAAAACAUUGAAACAGCAAUAAGCAAAUAAUGAAGUAAAAUGAAGGACACAGUAAAAGCAUUAUCAGCUUAAGAAUGUAAAAAUGUAUGAAAACGUAGGUCCUGAGCAAGCUUCCCUGAGGAGGGGAUGCCAGAGGCCACAGCUGAGAAGGGCCUCUUGCUGGUUGCCACCCACUUUGCCCCAGAAGGGGGGGAGCAGCCAGGCCAUGUGAUGUGAGUGGAGAGGCAGGCAGUCCCUUCGGGCACCUUGGUUUGAGCUGCAUAGGGCUCUAUUGCUACACCUGACAUGUGUCUGCUUUUUCAUGUGACUGUCAAAAUAAAACAGUAAAUUCUGUGGAAA